CGACCCACAACUUUCAGGGUGUGGAAUAUCCCCUAUUGUCGCACUGUAUUCAGCUUUUGUUCACCUCUCAAAGUAAAACAUUUUUUUUUUUUUGCUGAAAUCAGAGCAGGAAUAUUAGGUUCAGUAUUGCACUAACCGGUUAGACGGCUCUCCAUGAAGGGGAAGUGAAGGACUGCGUUACCUUCAACUUUUAAAACUCCUUUACCUCUCUGUUGUUGUUGUGAAACGCAGCGUUUUUAUUGUCACUUUGUUUUCUUUCAGUCUCAACCCUGAGCAUGAAUAUGUUCAGGAGAGAUAAAGGCACAGCAGCUCCAGUGGUUCCACCUCGACCCAGCCAGGAGGAUCUAGAUAAUCCUGUGGAGCACAGCCUGAACACACAGGAUGAAGGAGCGGGUGCCAACAGUGAUGUCACAAGUGAGCUUAACCAAAAGACCAAGAGGACAGGAAUGAUGGGAGUUAUGCAGAAGGUCAACCCGUUCAAGUCUACCUCCCAGCCCCCUUCUACAGUCAGCAAAGCUCCUUCCUCAGAGUCACUGGAGCAGGGAACAGACUCCACACAGAACCCUGGUGGGCUGAGAGGGGUCAUGCACAAGGUCAACCCGUUCAAGUCUACCUCCCAGGCGUCCUCCACAGUCAGCAAAGCUCCUUCCUCAGAGUCACUGGAGCAGGGAACCGACGCCACACAGACCCCCGGUGUGCUGAGAGGGGUCAUCAACAAGGUCAACCCGUUCAAGUCUACCUCCCAGGUCUCUAAAGCUGCGUCUUCAGAGUCUCUGGAGCAAGGAACGGUGUCAGACUCUAAUCAGAAGAGGAAAGGGGUGAUGCAGAAAGUCAACCCGUUCAAAUCUUCCACACAGGGGCCACGGAGCGAUCCUCCAGAUGAUUCUGCAGAUCCUCCAGAGACGGGAAAUGAGCUUCAAGACAAACAGAAUCCAGGGAAUAUUGCAGGAAUGAUGCAGAAAGUCAACCCGUUCAAAUCCUCACAGCCAAAGGAUAACCAGCCUCUUCACGAUGACCUCUCCUCCAGCAGCGGCAGCUUGGACAAUAACAGCGUCUCAGAGAAGCAGAACCCUGGGAUGUUUAAAGGCAUGAUGCAGAAAGUGAACCCGUUUAAGUCUCACACUCAGACGCCAGGUGAAGAAUGUCAGGCAGACUCUUCUUCCUCGUUGAUGACGCAGGUGCGGUUUACGGAAAACCCAGCUAUUCACAGUGACCACUCCUCCAGCUCUGACAGCAUCGAUGACGGCACCAUAGAGAGACACUCGAUCUGGUACACUGACACCGACCCCGUCCUCGAGGUGAAGGGCCCGCCUGCCGAGGCCCCGAGGAAGAGCACUAUGACUUUCAGAAUAAAGAGGAUUUUGCCCACUGCGUUGUUUGGGUCUCGAACAAAGGACUCAUCAGCUGACACGCAGGCACCGCCCGAGGAAGCAGUUGAAGUUCAGACCCUAGAGUUGGCCGAUGUACCCGCGCUCAUUGAAGGAACGACCUUUGACCCUCUGGAUGAUGAGGAAGGCCUUUUAGCGUGGUGGAAUAUGGUCGAAGGCUGGUCUGAGUGGAGUGAGGGCAACCAGGACGAAGAACCUCAAGAUGUGGUGGAACAAGCGGCCGACCGUGUCUUCAUGGCGGCUCGCCUUUUUGUCCGCUUCUUCAACCAGCGUGGCGCCACCCUCCAGCAGCGCAUCCUGGAGCUGCUGUCUCUGGCCGACUCGGCUGACGUCUUCCACAAGAAAACGGUCCAGGCCAGUGUGGGCGGGGGCGUGGCCAGCGUGGCAGGAUCCAUCACGACCAUCACGGGGCUCAUCCUGGCGCCCUUCACCGCCGGGGCGUCGCUCAUCGUCGUGGCGGUCGGCAUCGGUGUCGCUACGGCAGGCGGGGUGGCGUCUGCUUCAGCCAACAUCACGGACACGGUGCAUUCAAAGACCGACCGCAAGAAGGUGGAGAAGAUUAUCCAAGACUACGAAGAGGAGAUCAAGGACAUCAAGGAGUGCCUGGAGUUUCUGCAGGAAGGGAUGGAAGCGCUGGAGGAGUGGAACUUUGAGGCGUAUGCUGAGAGCAUCUCCAAGAAGCACCUCAACCAGAACGUCAAACACGUGAUGAAGGAGGGGGGGCGCGCCGGCAAGGCUUUAGUGGUCAACACGGAGAGCCUGAUCAAUACCGUGCAGGUCCUCACGGCGGCUGGAAGCGCUGCUAAAGCCGUGCAGGUGAUGAGCAUUACCACGGGGGUCAUGUCCGGACUCUUCCUGGCUCUCGAUGUCUUCUUCCUGGCGAAGGACACCAUGGAGCUCAAAAAGGGAGCUAAGACUGAGUUUGCUGCUAAGAUUCGAGAAGUUUGUAAGGACCUGCAGGACGGGCUGCUGGAGCUGAACCGCAUCAAGGAGCAGCUGCAGAAAACCAUCGACGGGAUCGAGGUGGAGGUCGAGGUCGAGGAAGAGGAGGACGAAGAGCUGCUGAAGUCUGAGCUGAAGAAACUUGUGGAGUUUGAUGAAUGAAGAAUGAAGGAUAGUGUUUAGAAAACCAAAGUCUAAAUCCCAACACCAAAAACAAUCACUCCUCCCAGGAGCUUAAUUGAAGUAAUAUUUAUUAGAUAUAUUAGCUGUCAUUUUAAUUUGUAUGUACUUUGUGUAAGUGUCAUGUUGAAGUAAUGUCACCUUUGCAAUUAAAGUGGUUUCCUGCUCAAA
This is a messenger RNA of Trematomus bernacchii (emerald rockcod), 2681 nucleotides long. RefSeq lists its product as uncharacterized. The transcript is spliced from 24 exons. The record is from RefSeq and is a predicted model, not a curated record. Bases 276 to 2492 code for a protein of 738 amino acids. Gene Ontology annotation, cellular component: extracellular region; membrane. Gene Ontology annotation, biological process: lipoprotein metabolic process; lipid transport. Gene Ontology annotation, molecular function: lipid binding. Lineage: Eukaryota; Metazoa; Chordata; Actinopteri; Perciformes; Nototheniidae.